Molecule: messenger RNA, 4229 nt
Organism: Homarus americanus (American lobster)
Lineage: Eukaryota; Metazoa; Arthropoda; Malacostraca; Decapoda; Nephropidae
Gene: SCCRO
Product: DCN1-like protein 2
Exons: 5
Coding region: 69-842 (257 amino acids)
Biological process (GO): positive regulation of ubiquitin-protein transferase activity; protein neddylation
Cellular component (GO): ubiquitin ligase complex
Molecular function (GO): ubiquitin conjugating enzyme binding; ubiquitin-like protein binding; cullin family protein binding
Source: RefSeq, a predicted model, not a curated record
GCCUGACAUCUUGCCAGCUGCGCAUGCGCUUUAUCUUUGUUUAGUUUCCAAUCUGAUCAGCUGUAGCAAUGCACAAGCUUAAAUCAGCCCAGAAAGAAAAAGUGAAGCAGUUUAUUUCCUUCACCCAAGCGGGCGAGAAAACAGCAAUCUAUUGCCUGGCUCAGAAUGACUGGAAACUCGAACUUGCAUCAGAUAACUUCUUCCAAAAUCCUGAUUUAUACUACAGAGAACAACGGCCGUCAGUUGACAAGAAAAAGUUAGAACAUCUAUAUAACAGAUAUAAAGAUGCGAGCGAACCAAAUAAAAUUCUCGUGGAUGGGGUCAUGCGACUAUUGGAUGACCUCGACCUAUCUCCAGACUCACGUCUUGUGCUCAUCUUGGCGUGGAAGUUACGGGCUGCCACACAAUGCGAAUUUACUCGAGAUGAAUUUAUGAAUGGAUUUACUGAACUAGGAUGUGACAGCAUAGAUAAACUCAAAGCUAAGCUACCAACAUUGGAACACGAGUUGAGAGAUACAGCAAAAUUCAAGGAUUUCUAUCAGUUCACAUUUAAUUAUGCACGGAAUCCUGGACAGAAGGGUUUGGACUUGGAUAUGGCGCUAGCUUACUGGAAUAUUGUCCUUCAAGGAAGAUUCCGCUUACUCAAUUUAUGGUGUCAAUUUCUCCAGGAACACCACAAACGCUCCAUACCAAAGGAUACUUGGAAUCUCCUUCUGGACUUUGCCUUGAUGAUUAACGAAGAUUUGUCAAACUAUGAUGAGGAGGGAGCGUGGCCUGUAUUAAUUGACGAUUUUGUCGAGUACGCAAGACCGAUCAUCACGGGGCAACCAACUCAAGUCUAGGGGCUGGGUAGAUGUGCUGCUAGAACUUAUAACAGCUCAAGAACUUUAAUUUCAUUUUUUUUUUUUCAAGACCAAUGUGUGGAAUUUUAAUAUAUAAGAAGUGACUAUUAAAAAAGACAAAGACUCAUUAUCUGUGUUGCCAUCAUCAGUAAAUAUCACGUUUCCAGACAUAUGGUGUUUUUUCAGUUACAUUAAAUGAUCAAGAAGCCUACCAGUUGUUAGUGCACGUGGUUACUAUAUACCGGCGCGAGGAAAGCUAUCAUUGGAGGUGAAGAAAAACUUGGUAAAAAAAAAAACUAUAAAAAAGCCAAAAGAACUAUUAUGCAAAUAGAUAAGUUAUCCAUCAUUGUCAGCUUCAUAGAAUAUAUUACAAAGAAAACAAAAAACACUUUAAUAAUGGAAUGCAGUUGGGAGUACCUAUGUACAGUAUGACCUGUUGGCUGUAACUGGUCAUAUAAUAAUUACAAAGCUGAAAUAUUGUUUUGAAGUUUCAUAUAUGUUGUGGAAGUCCAUUAAAAAGAAAACAAUAGAAAGUGACACAGGCUACAGUCAGUUUGCUUGUCUUUAUCGUGAGAGAAGAGAAGCCAUUGUACGUUUGUGAGUCUGUAGCUGUAGAAGACCAGCGUUAUUUUUUAUCUUCAGGCAACAAAAGAUGUCAUCAUCACAAUUACCCUUUAGAGACUUUAAAUUUCCUCAUAUUCAAGAUUUUUGUUUUGUUUUUUUAAAUUAUGUUAAAAUUAAGUUUCCUAUGUUUGUCAGGAGCUUAUUGAGUAAUGUGAUCACUAACUGCAGUAAACCAUAGUGUGUAUAAACUUUAGAUUGGAAAUUAGCUAACAGUUUUUAUGUUCUCUCCCGCUUAUUUCAAAGUUAACUAUUCAUCGACAACUAACGGGCAUUUUCGUACGACAACCUUAAGUUAUCCCAUAGGUAAGGCCGUGUUCAAUAUGUUCUCUUUCAGUUCGUUUGAGGACUUUUCGUUGUGUUUUGGAGUUGACCACAGUUUAUAAUCCCACGAUGAGUUUGUAAAAAAAAUAUAUUAGAGUUGUAAUUAAUUAUGAAAUAGCUACUACUGGAACUAUAAUGACAGGAAAGAAUUGUAAAUCAAAUACUGUGUGCAUACCUGCGUCCACUAAGAUAUAGGUGCAUUUUACCAGUCUCCAGAAUAUUUUUUUACACUUGCCAAGGGGAUGAGUAGAUUUGUGCUAUAUAUUACCUGGUAUAAUUUUUACUUUUACUAUGGUUAAAUUUGUCAAAAAUAAAAUAUAUGAGACUUUUUACAUUAGUACAUGGCAAAGUUUACAAGUCAGUUUAGUACUAGUGGAGGAAAUAUUUAUGUUUAUGACAAUUUGAAUUUUCGUUUGAUUUUUUCUUUUGGAUUUCUUUUGGUUAUAUGCAAUAUUAGUCUAAAUCAUUAAAUCAGAACAAGUUCCAAGCACUGUUUACACACACACACACACACACACACAUGUACAUACACUUCUCCUGGUAUGUGUGCUGUACAAAGUAGAUUAAACAUGCCAAUUAAGUUUUCAUUAACUCCUGAAUUUGCCAUUUAAAUUCUUUUCUUUUUCAUUUCACAACCUUCUUAGUUGACACUCCUUGUAGCCUUUUGUUGAUAGUAUUAAUUGUAUACUGUAAUUCAAGAUAGAUAUACUGUACAGUAAACGUAUCAUAACUAACAUGAGGGAAGGUUAGUGUGGUCAACUUUGUUAGGUUAGCACUGGUAUAAAUUGACUUAGGAUUACUAAAUUGAACUGGGUGACUGCUGCUAUGUACACACAAGUUUGAACUCUGAUAACAAGUAAGAUAUUUUAAAUUUAUGCUCUUUGGCAAGUUGCCUAUUUAGUACAGUGCAUAUAUAUAUUCAGUAUAUAUUUAUAUACUGUGUAUGUAUAUAUAUAUUGGGAGGAAACAAAAUAUAGUUGGCAUUUUAGUCAUCUCUGCUCUGUUCCCAGCUUAUUUACAAACUCUACCAUAAUUAUUUCCUGGUCCAUGUGCUUGGAUAACGCUGUACAAGUGGGAAAUAACGUUAUAAACUUCGAGUUUCCUGCUGUGAUACGUGAGGCGAUGAUAUGUAAUAUGAAAAUGUCGGUUCACUGUGUUUCAAGUCUACCACCUUCUAAAGCUGAAUUGAUAUAUUUCAGUGUAUCUGUACUGUAUUUCUUGAUGAUACUAAUAGUCGGCACAACAUGAUUAUUCUUUAUGUUAUAUUUUUUGUGAGAAACCUCCACUGUUCAGAGUUAUUCAGGCUUAUGGUUACAAGAUAAUAGUGUACCUGUAUACACCAUGGGCAUGCAAUACAGCUUUCUAUACUGGCCUUGGAAAAACCUGAAAACCUUUAAAGAAACAGAUGGUAACCCAGGCAGUAGAGGACUUGUCAAGGUGUGAGGAAAUGGUACUUCUUCAGAGGGGAUUGUUCCUAAGUUUACUACCAACCGAUCUGAUGAUCUUUGUCACUUUUGGAUCCUUGCCUUGUCAUUCAUUAUGUGCAAAAUUUUAUGGUUUUGACAUAAUCCUAACAAUAUUGAAGCAUACACUAACAUUCACAUUUUUCCAUACCCCAAUUUUAUAGGAGCUUGUUGUGUAGGAGGUCAGAAACUGUGUUAUUUAACCAACUGUUUUCCUCUGUGAGAUAAACCGAAGAGAAAAUAAAUAGUAUUCUUGUGUACCAAACAUUACAUACAGUAUAACAAUCCGUAGAUAAAUUAACAUACAACUCUUACUGUCAUACCAAAAAAUUUAUGACACUUGAGUAUUGGUAAAGUCUAACUUCUGUAUAUGUUUUUUGUCGAUUGUUUAAAACUGAUAUUGUAUAUUAAGUUGUAAAGACAGCCUUAACGAAUUAUAUGAACUACUGUAUAUCAUUUACUUAAAAAACCCGGUUUAAAAGUAAUUUGUUUUAUGACUGGUUAAAGUAAUUAACCCUGAAAUAUAGUGGUUGCAAGUCAUCAUCAAGAUCCAAACUGACAAUUAAUAUACCCGUACGUACUACAAAUAUUUUAAAGAACCAUAAAUUAAAUUAUGAGAACCUCAAGAGGCUUAGAGUGAAACUACUAAGUCAUGUCAGAUACAAAAUAUUCAUGAUUGUGAUUUGUACAUUAGGUCUGCCCACUUCAUAUUGAAUUGAGGCUUUUCAUUUUUAGGUUAUUUUGAUAGUUUAACAUUUACCAUAUCUGUUGUAGGGAUUUUUUUCUGUAAAGAAAGAAUUUUGUUACAACAGUCAAUUCACUUUUUUAACUAUUUCAAUUUAGCUCAAGCAUCAUAGCACUAUAACAUGCCUCCUCGUAUCAGUCCCCUCCAAGCCUGUGUGAAGUUGACUUAACAGGUAAAUACUGACUGUUCUGUAAUACUUUCUACACUUGUAAAUAAAAAAUUUUGAUUACUGGA